Molecule: messenger RNA, 1180 nt
Organism: Belonocnema kinseyi
Lineage: Eukaryota; Metazoa; Arthropoda; Insecta; Hymenoptera; Cynipidae
Product: RNA transcription, translation and transport factor protein
Exons: 5
Coding region: 137-907 (256 amino acids)
Biological process (GO): tRNA splicing, via endonucleolytic cleavage and ligation
Cellular component (GO): tRNA-splicing ligase complex
Molecular function (GO): RNA binding
Source: RefSeq, a predicted model, not a curated record
GAUGCGACAUAUUAAUUAUUAAUUUUUUAAAUCGUCUUAAAUAACUAAAUUAAAUUUAGAAAAAAAUCCCGUUUGACAUUCUCGCAAAAGCAAAAGCUUUCUGCUAAUCAUCGCUGUGUAUGUGAGGUAUAUCUGCAUGGAUCAUGAUCGCGUUCAAAAAGUGAGUAAAGUAAAACUCAAGGCCUUGGAUUAUGAAGACUGGGAUAAAGUUAAUACAAGCGAUACGAACGAACUUCGAAACCUGAUUGUAUGGCUCGAGGAUCAAAAAAUUCGAUACUACAAAGUAGAAGACCGAGAUUUCUUGCGGGACAUCGAAUCUGAAAAAUGGCCUCAAUCAUUUGAUAGAUAUUGCAAAGAUGUUGGCUGUCCAAUAACCACAAUAAUGCCGGAUAAAGUAGAAUGGUUCCUAGGACAAGCAAUUCGAUAUGAUUAUGAAGAUAAUCAGAAAGUGUACCAAGAAUUUCUGAGUAAAAAGGCAAAAAAAAAGAACGAGAUUGCCGCUCCGACAGUUAAAUCCACGAAUCCAUUGGACAAUUUGAAUUUCGACAGUAAAGAAUUCAAGGAAGGAGUAAGCUCCCUAGCGAAGCUUCUGUCAAUCCAGGAACAUCCGGAUCAUUUGGUGACUUUGGAAGCUUGCAGCAAAUUCGUUCGCAAAAAAUUAAGCCCAACUGUCGUACAAAAUCCGAGCGCCUUUAUCCCGAAAGGCAAGCCUUUUCCCGUCUUGGAUUUCAAAUACGGCUCCGAUUUAGGCGAUCCACUUCUGAACAAAGCCGUCAAAAUUCUGAAUCUCCUAUACAUUCAAGAUCUUAGAGAUCUGCAAACGAAAAUUAACGAAGCAAUCGUCAGCGUUCAAACUAUUACUGCCAAUCCAAAAACGGAUACGAAAUUGGGAAAAGUUGGAUUUUAAGACCGAUUGCUGUUUAAUUUAAUUAGAAACAGUCACUUUUCAUUAUUGUUGCCAAAAGAAUGUGCUCGUGAGUGUUUUUGUAAUACUUUAAUUAUAAUUUAGGUACUAAUUUGCGAUAUUAUGAAACUAGUCGAAAUAAAUUUUGAUAGCAUAUUUCUACAACCCCUUUACCAGGAACUAACAUCAUCAAUCGCGCACUAUGCGCCCAUGUAAUUUUUCAUUUUGAAGGUAACAAUAAUUUGUAAUACAGAAUAAAAAUUUCGAAUAACUACA